UCUUCAACUCUUCAACUCUUCAACUCUUUAACUCUUUAACUCUUUAACUAUGACCGAUAAUACUGAAUAUACUUCUGAAUCUGAUAUAUUGGACUCUUUUGUAUAUAAUUUGUUACCAAUAUUCCUUUUUACUACGAAUUUUCUUGAUGAUAAUUGGAAUUACACCAAUUCUAUUGGUAGAAGAAUAUUUGAUGAUGCUAUCUUUCUUGGUACUCCUUUUAUUGGAACUUUAAUUUUAUUAUGGAUUAAAAGUGAUGAUAUCAUUUGGCCUAGUAUUCUUUAUACGAUCCAUUUGUCUUUUUUUAUUAUAUACUUUGUCGCUACUCGAGCUUGGUUAAAUCAUGGUAAGUUAAACCAAAAGAAUUUAACUCAUGAGGAAGAUGUGAAACAUAUAAAAUACGUGUACGAAAAAAUAAUAUGGAAAGUUUGGAUACAUCGUAUACUAUUUUUAUUAACAAUGUCUCAAAUUAUUUUAAUUAUUUUUAACCUGGUAUUCAUGUACAAAUUUUUUCCGAAAAGGCAUUCAACUAAGAUUGACUACAAAUAUUAUAUCUGGGUAGUCUUUCCAUGUUUUGUGGCAAUAUUCUAUUCAAUUGUACAAUCAUUGAUUGUUUAUCGUAAGGAGGAGGAUGAGAAGGAUAAGGAGAAUAAGAAGGAUGAGGUGAAUAUGGAGGAUGUGGAGGAUGUGGAGAAUGUGGAGAAUGAGAAGGAUAAGGAGAACAUAAAGAAUGAGGUGAAUAUGGAUAAUAUGGAAAAUAAGGAAGAUGAGGAGGAUGAAAGUAAAAACAAAAAACUUAUCGAAACAAUUACUCGUUUUAUUAUUUGGUCUAUUCUACAUGGUAUAAUUGUUACAGAAUUAUGGAUAUUUCCAAUAAGUGCUUAUUUCACGAAAUUUUACUUGUUAUUAUACAUAAACUGUGUGACAUUAAUUUUCCGUUACGAUUCACCUAAAGGUAUCAAAUUUGGAGUUGUAUAUUUAAAAAUUGUGUAAAUAUUUAUCAACAUUUUGUAAUUU
Rhizophagus irregularis DAOM 181602=DAOM 197198 is the source of this 1015-nucleotide messenger RNA. RefSeq lists its product as uncharacterized. Lineage: Eukaryota; Fungi; Glomeromycota; Glomeromycetes; Glomerales; Glomeraceae. The record is from RefSeq and is a predicted model, not a curated record.